Molecule: messenger RNA, 3093 nt
Organism: Symbiodinium natans
Lineage: Eukaryota; Dinophyceae; Suessiales; Symbiodiniaceae
Source: the annotation of a GenBank genome assembly
AUGGUGCGUUUUGGGUCCCGAAAGGGAUUGUCUCAUGUGCGUGCGUGCUGUGAGCGCUACGAAGCUUGGUUGCGAUCUCAGGUUGUUGAUGACGUUGGAGAGGAAAUGGUGGUGCAAGCGCCGCCUGCUCAGGUGCCUCCUGUGCAGGAAGUCGUUGAACAAGAGGCGCGCGCCCCAAGUGUUGUGCACGACGCGCUGUCAGCCCUGGACGCAGAAGGAGAGCAGUCUGUGGAUGACUCCGUGGGUGAUAGUGUGCAAGUUAGCCCUGCUAAGAAGCCUCGCACUGACGGGCAGGAGAAAUCAGCAACUGUGAGCGCUGAUGUGGAGUCAAAAGAAGCCCAUGUUUUUACACGCGGUUGCCCGGCUUGCGAGUCUGGCAUGGAUGUGCCAGGGAUUCGACACAAUGCUGCGUGUAAGAGACGACAGAAGGUCAGAUUCCAAGAGCUUGAGGUUGCUGAAGUUGGGCCUGUUGUGCAAAGUGAGUCGUCCCAGAAUACUGCGUCCUCGUCGGUGAGUCAGGUUCCAAUUGCAACUCAAGUUGAUGAUGAUGAGGACAUGCCAAUGAGCGAAGGCGUUGAAACUGAGCCUGUGAUGCAUGCGGGCAACACCAAAAGGUCCUCUGAGAUCCCUGUUGACGAGCUUGAGCGUGAGAUACGACACGGUGUGGAGGGAUGCAUGAUGGCAGUGCGUAACUGUGAGACAGGGAACGACAUCUUCAUGCUGUUGGCCAGUUUCGUUGAGCAGGUGUUUCAGGUGACUGAGCAUGUGCCUUUGCUUUCCGGCUUGUUGGAUUCAGUGCAAUUUGCUCCAAAUGCUACCAGUGUCGUGUUGCCUUUUGGGAAGCGUUCGCAUCUACGAGUUUGGCGCCCGAGAUCAGCAGUUGAUGAUUCGACGUUGUCUGAGCUGCCAGGUGAUGAAGUCAUGGAGGGAAUGCUCAAGGAAGUGAACAACCUGAGUCACAUGGAGACCGGGGAUCUGCUAACGGCUUCUGAGUUGCAGGCACUUGAGAAGAAGUUUCCUGGAACCUUGAAGGUGAUUCCAAGUCGAUGGGUGACAACGCGAAAGACUCCCACUACAGUGCGAGCUCGAAUCGUCAUUAAAGACAUUGCAGGAAAGAGAGGUGAUGUGUCGCAUGCUUUUAUGGCAACGCCGCUGCGCGAGCGUGAUGUGGUGAUGAAGUUUCCUCUUUCAGUGUCCACGGUCAGCGGGGAACCACUAUAUCUGCACUUGCGUAAGGCCCUGAACGGGCUACGCAAAGCUUCACAAGAAUGGAUCUGUUUCGUUGCGGAAGUGGUGAAAAGCAUUGGUUCAGGCCUGCGCAGUUGCUCUCUGGAGCCUUGCCUCUUUUCCGGCUUGUUGGAGUCAGGGCCGUGCAUACUGUUGGUGUAUGUUGACGACUUUCUCUUGAUGACACCAACAGAAGAAGACGCGAACCGCAUCUUUGAGGCCAUUGAGCGUUUAGUGGAGUUGAAGAGAACAGGGGUGAUUCGAUCUUCAGCAGCUGGAGGCGGGGUGUUGAGAUUCAUCGGUCGUGUCAUCUCUCGUAGGAAGGGUGAGGCUUCGUUGACUGUUUCUUUGCCACAGGACUAUCUUGAUGACACCUUUAACGCCUAUGGGUUAUCUGGAAAAGGAACUUCAAGUCCACCGGACGUUGCAGUGCAUGUAGAAAAGGAAGGUGGGCUGCCACUGAGUCCUGAGGCUUACGCGCGGUUCAGGCCGGCGCUGGGAAAGGUGGCUUGGAUGACGCAGACACGGCAGGACCUUCGAGCUUAUGUUUCAAUUCUGGCCACUCAACAAUCAAUCCCAACCAACAAUACCGAGCAGGGACUGCGGGCCUUGCUGCGGUAUCUACAGAACGACAUGUGCGUGGCUGUGAGGUUGCCUGCGGCCAGUGACGUUCUACAUCAGCAGAAACAUUUUCCACAGCAAAAACACAUGGUCUGUUUUUCGGACGCGUCGCACGCUCCUCUUCGUUGCACCAAAAGACGAGGUAUUACUGGAGGAGUGUUGACAGUAGACGGGUGUGUUGUCAAAACCUUAUGUCGACAUCAACAGCUUGUGUCGCUAUCUAGCAUGGAGAGUGAACUGUUUGCCUUGCAAGCUGUGGCGCAGGAGAUGUCAAGCUUGGGGAAAUUUCUCGGCAGGGUUUUUGGUACGUUUGGAGAAGUGGAGGCUGCAGAGAUCCCAGGUGUCUUGUUUUCGGAUUCAGAGUCCUCACUGAAGCUUCUGAAGAACAUGGACAUUCCUAAGAGGAGUCGCCACCUUGAGAUACGUGUUGAGUGGCUGAAGUCGAGGGUUGUUGAGGGUCAGUUGGUUCUUGCCUUUCGAAAGGGGGUGGACAAUCCGAGUGACCUACUCACGAAGUGCCUUGGAAGUGCAGCCUUUGGCAUCCAUCGACAGUCUCUUGGCUUUGAGCUUCUUGCGAGUCCGAUCUGCAGCUUGGCUCAUGCAAGUAGGCGCUACGUUGUCGUGGAGGUGUGUUGCCGGGAACAGUCGAGCAUUCAAGCCGUGUGCAGCAUGUUAGGUGUAUCGUACGCGGGUGUGUGCGCCAACAUGCAAAGCCCGAAAGUGUUCGCAAGCCUGAAGUCCUACCCUGCAAACUUUGAGAAGAGUGACGUUUUUGUCCAUGUAUCCACCCCAUGCUCCUCCGGCUCGCCACUUCGAAAUUUCACGCAUGGAAGGGUAUCGUCUGAGCAAACACGAGCUGAUUGGGAGUGGUUUGAAGUGUUCCCGUGCGUUCGAAAGUACUUGCGUCUUGGAAAGCAUUCUAGCUUUGAGUUGCCUUGGAACAAUCGAAUCUGGAGCUAUGCGAUGUGUAAGAGGGUUCUACGCGAAGCUAAGCAUGAUUUUGAGGUGCCUGUGAAGCUCUGUGUGACGGGUUUGACGGCAAAAGGGGGGGAGCCUAUCGAGAAGGUUUUGGGCUUCACCUCAACAUCUGAGCGUUUUGUGAGUGAGCUUGCUUGCUUUUCACGUUGUGAGUGCUUGCAGCAUGCGCGCGCAAUACAUGUAGCGUGGUUAGACACUGGUUUUUACACACCGAAACUUGCUGAAGCAAUUGUGAAGGGUGCUGUGAAAGCAUUGCGGGAAACCUGA